AUCAGGCUGGGCAGCGGGCAGAGGCACAUCAGGCUUGGCAUCGGGCAGAGGCACCUCAGGCUGGGCAGUGGGCACCGGGGCCAUCAGGCUGGGCAGUGGGCACCGGGUCAUCAGGCACGACAGCGGGCACCGAGUCAUCUGGCACGACAGCGGGCCGAGCCAUCUAGCAGAACCGUGGGCACUGGGUCACCAAGCUCGACAGCGGGCACCGAGUCAUCUGGCAUGACAGCGGGCACCGAGUCAUCUGGCACGACAGCGGGCACCGAGUCAUCUGGCAUGACAGCGGGCACCGAGUCAUCUGGCAUGACAGCGGGCACCGAGACACCAAGUCAUCUGGCACGAGUCAUCUGGCACGACAGCGGGCACCGAGUCAUCUGGCAGGACAGCGGGCACCGAGUCACCAAGCUCGACAGCGGGCGCCGAGUCACCAAGCUUGACAACGGGUGCCGAGUCAUCUGGCACAACAUCGGGCGCCGAGUCACCAAGCUCGACAGCGGGCACCGAGCCAUCUGGCUGGACCGCGGGCACGGAGGCACCAGGCCCGACCAGGCUGGAUCGGGCCAUCAGGCUGGGUAGCGGGCACCAGAUCAUCAAGCUGGAUAGGAUCAUCAGGCUGGAUCGGGUCA
Molecule: messenger RNA, 626 nt
Organism: Staurois parvus
Lineage: Eukaryota; Metazoa; Chordata; Amphibia; Anura; Ranidae
Source: the annotation of a GenBank genome assembly